AUGAACUACCCAACACCAACUUUAUCAGAGUUAAAGGAACAGACUACACUUGGACAAUCAACGAUUGAAAAAAUCAUUGAAGGAUUUCUUUCUUCAUAUCAUAAUGGAUUGACAAAAGAUCAUUCUACAAUGGUACCAUCGUAUAUUACCCGUCUUCCUACUGGCAUAGAGACUGGCGAUUAUCUUGCCUUGGAUUUGGGUGGUACAAAUCUAAGAGUUGCUGUGGUGACAUUGGUAGGUCUUGGUAAAACUGAGUUGGUGUAUAAACAAUAUCGAAUUCCCGAUGAAUUGAAAACAGGAACAGUUGAAGAAUUAUUCGAUUGGGUGGCAUUAGCUGUUAAAGGGUUAUUGGAUGAUUCGGGUCAUAAUAAUUUGGAGAAUGAUGGCCAGACGAGUAACAAACCCAAAGAAUUGUAUAUGGGAGUUACUUUUAGUUUUCCAAUAAAUCAGACUGCAGUCAAACAGGGUGUUGUUAUGCAGAUGGGAAAGGGAUUCAAUGUUAUAGGAUUAGAAAAUCAUGACGGUGUCAGAGUCCAUAUUGCAGUCAUAGUCAAUGAUACAGUCGGCACACUUGUGGCAAAUGCUUACAAAGAUCAAAAUACAAUUAUUUCAGUGAUUUUAGGUACAGGAACUAACGCUGCAUGUAUUUCUACGACCUCAUCAAUUUCAAAAAUCAAAUUUCCACCAAAUACACCAGAAUAUAUGAUUGUCAAUACUGAAUGGGGUAUAAUGGGUGCUGAUUUCUUGCCUUUUAUAAAAUAUGACAAAGUUCUUGAUCUGCAGAGUAAAAUCCCAGGAUUUCAACCUUUUGAAAAAAUGGUUAGUGGAAUGUAUUUAGGUGAAUUGGUGAGGCUGACAAUAGUUGAUCAUGUGAAAUCUUUUAAUUUGUUUGGUGGGUUCUUACCAGGAGGAAUGGAAAUACCAUAUAAUUUUUCCACUAUACAAAUGUCUGACAUUGAAAGUGACAAAACAGCCAAUCGCUCAGAAAUAUUAAAAAUUUUAUUAAAAGGAUUUAAAUUUCCUGAUGAUAAAAAACCAAGUAAAGAAGAUAUGAAAAUAGUUUGUGAAAUUAUAAAAGCAUAUUCUAGACGCUCAGCUCAACUAUCAGCUGUGGCUGUGGCUUCGUUGAUUAAACUACAAUGUCCAGAUUUCCCUUCAGUUGAACGAGAUAUCAGAGUAGCAAUUGAUGGAUCAAUGUAUCAUAAAUACUAUAAAUAUUCUGAAAAAAUGAGUGAAUUUUUAAGACAAAUUCAAGACAUUACUGAAGAUAAAAGAACUAAAUUAAGUGAAAUUGAAAAUGGUGGAUGCACUGGGAUUUCUCCCCAAUUGUCAAGUUUAUUAUUUUGUUCCAUUAACUCAAUUAUUUCAUUGGACUCUUUAUCUGAGCCUUCUGAAAUUAAUUCAGGCGUAUUUAUUUCAUAA
This is a messenger RNA of Entrophospora candida, 1422 nucleotides long. The record is from the annotation of a GenBank genome assembly. Lineage: Eukaryota; Fungi; Glomeromycota; Glomeromycetes; Entrophosporales; Entrophosporaceae.